AUGCGACAAUCUGUCGCGAUCUCGGAUUCUUUGAUACUGGUGGAGCAUUUCCGGCGGCCCUUCAAAAGUCUCCUCAGCGGCGUCCAACUCAUUCCAAACAGUAGAGAGCCGAUUGAAAUAGCUGGUGACCGAGUUAUUUCCUUGUUUGAGUUUGUUGAGGCACGGUCGGUGAGUGAAUGUUUUGACAAGAUCCAGCUUCCCAUACAUCUCCUUGCUGUAUGCCUAGAUCUUGGCGGCCAUUUCUGUCUAUGGGAGCCCUGCCGCCACCUUUGUCGAAAGGAUUUCCGCGAAAUCAAAAUUUUGAGGAAACGGUUUUUUUUCUUGCAAAUCAUAAGAGAAGACUUGGAAUCUGAAACCAUACCUCAUCUUUCACCGAUUCUUGGUGUUGAAAAGCCCACAUUUGAACUAGUCUCUACAGCACCAACAUUAGUGCCUAAUAGCCUUGGGGCUAUUUGUGGGAGUAUUCGCGAGCACGGACUUAUGAUUCAUAUUGGGAAGGAAGCUCCUGACCUUAUUUCAAACCAUAUUAAGAAGCGACUCAUUGAGGUAUUCCACCUUUUAGGUAUCACAGAUUGGAACUCAAUCUUUUGGGCUGCACAUCCUGGUGGGCCUGCAAUUUUGGACCAAGUGGAGGCCAAGUUGGGUCUUAAACCUGAAAAGUUACAUGCGACCAGGCACGUGCUUGCUGAGUAUGGUAAUAUGUCAAGUGUAACUAUAUUGUUUGUUUUGGAUGAAGUAUGGAAGAAGUCAACUGAAGAGGGGUUGAAGACCAUAGGAGACGGUUUGGAAUGGGGAGUGCUUUUUGGAUUUGGUCCUAAGGUACUUACGUAUUGGACGUUGGUCUUCAGUGUUAACAUUGCUUAG
Messenger RNA from Pistacia vera, 864 nucleotides. Its product is annotated as chalcone synthase-like. The record is from RefSeq and is a predicted model, not a curated record. Lineage: Eukaryota; Viridiplantae; Streptophyta; Magnoliopsida; Sapindales; Anacardiaceae. The transcript has 2 exons. Gene Ontology annotation, biological process: polyketide biosynthetic process. Gene Ontology annotation, molecular function: acyltransferase activity, transferring groups other than amino-acyl groups. The coding region runs from base 1 to 864 and encodes 287 amino acids.